Molecule: messenger RNA, 1272 nt
Organism: Linnemannia hyalina
Lineage: Eukaryota; Fungi; Mortierellomycota; Mortierellomycetes; Mortierellales; Mortierellaceae
Source: the annotation of a GenBank genome assembly
AUGACCUUCACAAAGAUGGGUUUCGCUGGAAACAAUGACCCAUCUUUUAUCCAGCCCACAGUUAUCGCCACCAGAGACGGAGGUUCAGCUGGUUCGGGAGCACCCUCGGUCCCCUCCAAGCCCUCAUUCCUGAACUCGUCCGCCAGCUCCAACCUCGCCUCCAAGCGCGGAAUUGAAGAUCUGGACUUUUAUAUCGGAGACGAGGCUGUCGCCAACUCAAAGACCUACGCCCUCAACUACCCCAUUCGCCAUGGUCAGAUCGACAACUGGGACCACAUGGAGCGCUACUGGGAGCAGAGUAUCUUCAAGUACCUUCGUUGCGAGCCUGAGGAUCACUCUUUCCUCUUGACCGAGCCCCCACUGAACCCUCCCGAGAACCGUGAAAAUACUGCCGAGAUUAUGUUCGAGUCUUUCAAUGUUCAAGGGUUGUACAUUGCUGUCCAGGCUGUUCUCGCCUUGGCUGCCUCCUGGACCUCGAGCAAAGUCAAUGAGCAGACCUUGACCGGAACCGUUAUCGACUCUGGUGAUGGUGUCACCCACGUCAUCCCUGUCGCUGAGGGAUAUGUCAUUGGAUCUUCGAUUAAGAGUGUCCCUAUUGCUGGACGUGAUCUGACCUCGUUUGUUCAGAACUUGCUCCGUGAGCGUGGCGAGAACAUGAUCCCUGCUGAGGACUCGUUGACUGUGGCUCAGAGGAUCAAGGAGCAAUACUCGUAUGUGUGCCCCGACAUUGUCAAGGAGUUCAAGAAGUACGACCAGGAGGGCGACAAGUACUUUAAGAAGUACGAAGGCGUCCACUCUGUCACCGGCAAGCCAUACUCUGUUGAUGUCGGCUUCGAACGUUUCUUGGCACCGGAGAUCUUCUUCAACCCAGAAAUUGCCAGCUCAGACUACUUGACUCCUCUCCCCGAGGUCGUCGACACUGUUGUCCAGACCUCGCCCAUUGAUGUCCGUCGUGGUCUCUACAAGAACAUUGUGUUGUCUGGAGGAUCGACGAUGUUUGAGAACUUUGGAAAGCGUUUGCAGCGUGAUAUCAAGCGUAUUGCAGAUACUCGUAUCAAGCGCAGCGAGGUUCUUUCGGGAGGCAAGAUGCAUGCUACUCCCAUGGAGGUCAACGUUAUCUCCCACAAGAAGCAGCGUUAUGCUGUCUGGUUCGGAGGCUCCUUGCUCGCCUCUACAGGAGAUUUCCACUCUUACUGCCACACCAAGGCUGAGUACGAUGAGGUCGGACCAUCCAUUGCCAGACAUAACCGUGUCUUUGGCACUGUUGGUUAA